Molecule: messenger RNA, 1518 nt
Organism: Penicillium malachiteum
Lineage: Eukaryota; Fungi; Ascomycota; Eurotiomycetes; Eurotiales; Aspergillaceae
Exons: 1
Coding region: 1-1518 (505 amino acids)
Source: RefSeq, a predicted model, not a curated record
AUGGAUGAGCUCACCAAACUGUUCAUUGAGGGCAAUCUUCGGAGUCUCAUGCACCACGACCAGCUCAUGGAGACUGUUCAUUCCUUCAAAUAUCACGUGAGCAAUGGGAGUGUCACAUAUGGUGGCUCAAAGCCUCCAUCAUGUGGCGAAACAGAUCUUCUUUCAGAAAGCUAUAAUCCCCAGACAAAUUGCCGUUGUGACAAAGAACCAUACUCGAAAGAUGGAUCCAUCACCAGUACUCAACUCUGUGGUGCUCACCAGGACAUGCUGGAUGCAAUGGAUCGAGUGAUUGAUCGCCAGGAAGAGUGGAAUAGUACCGAUCUUUUCACUGCCGAAAAGUUGAAGGGAGCUGUUACCGAACUGUUGUUCGCAAAUACGGAAAUAAAAUAUGCUUCAGACACAUGUCAAGGUGUCGGAACAGCGCAUCUGAUACCAGAAAUCGAAGCACCAGACCGGCGUCCAAACCCCGGCGUCGAUGGGAGCAAGUUUAUCUUCAAUCAAUUGUACCCCACGCCCGAGCAAAUCAAGAUAUGCGCCGACGCAAAGUACUACGGCGUUACUGCCUGUGGAGUCGGUCUCUGUGACGAGGGACUAGCAAGAGCUAUUGCAGACUCCUGCAACGAUGUUCUGAUUGGGGACUACUGCGAAGCGGCCGAUGCGAAGGAGUUAAGGCUCCUGCAGCAAACUGGCGCCGCCGCAAUAUCAUUUCUUAAGCUUUGCAAUAUGGCUGGCCGUGUUUCAGAUUGGCAAUUUGAGAAUCUUGUUUCGUAUAUGAUUCAAUGUCGCGUCCUAGGUUUCUUCCGAGAUCAUUCACGGGAUCGUCUUCCUAGUGGACUAUUCGGUAGUCGGAUGACAGGGCUUGCAGCUCAUCGCCAUAUAGAUAUUGCCGCAUAUCAUGGUGUUAUGACUGCAUCGAUAGCGACAGGGCAACAGAUGACGGAACAGGAAUUUAUGAAAGUUGUCGAGGCUUGUGUGUAUAUCAACGACUUUGUCGACUUUCGUGGCGACAAUAUGCGCAAGCAACGCGAAAAUCCGAUUCUGCGUGGGAUAGAGGGGAAUAUUUGCGCAUAUCUCGAUCGCAUGAUCGCAAAGUGUCUGGAUACAAUUAAUGAGGUCAUCGAGUCCUCGGAUGUUGGCGCUUUGGUGGCUAUGGGAUACUGCAACUGGGCUCUUCUGGGAUCUCACCACAAGGUUUACGAAUUGCUCCAUGGAGUAAAGAGAGUCCAGAGAUGGUCUCUAUGCGAAUAUGAGUCUCAAUCCAACACCUCUCGUUAUGAUCGGUUGUUGCGUGCCUUGCAACCAUACGGUACUCUCGGUAGUGAUGGCCCACAAGUCACUAAAAAGCGGAUUGAGAUGGACAAGAUGUAUAGUCUAUGUCGGUCAGACCCGAAGAUGAGCCUUGCAUGGCUUGCAGAUGCUACGAGAAGUUUACUAGACCCGUUUGUGUUGAGGCGAAUUGUGGAUGUGGUACAUUUUGAGUGGUGUGGGGAUAUUGGUGCUAAAGAUUAUUGUCCUUGA